Molecule: messenger RNA, 546 nt
Organism: Oppiella nova
Lineage: Eukaryota; Metazoa; Arthropoda; Arachnida; Sarcoptiformes; Oppiidae
Source: the annotation of a GenBank genome assembly
AUGGAUGGCUACUCGAGGGCGAGUGACCACUUCGUGGGCAUACAGUCCUCGACAACAAAAGGUGUCACGACAGCCAUUGAACGGCACUUCCUUUUCCUUUUCGUCCCAUUAAUGGACGGUAUGGCCGACCAGAAUGAGAGGGCGUUUCAGAAGCAGCCGACAAUUAAUUUGAACCGAAAGCCAGUGAUUGGUAAACAGAAAGUUCGCAAAAGUGUGCGAUAUGUCCGCAAUGUUGGCCUCGGAUUCAAGACUCCCCGCGACGCAUUGGAGGGCACGUACAUCGACAAGAAGUGUCCGUUCACUGGCAACGUUGCCAUUAGAGGUCGUAUUCUGCGAGGAGUUGUGGUGAAGAUGAAGAUGCAGAGGACUAUUGUCAUCCGCAGAGACUAUCUUCACUACAUCCGCAAAUACAACCGCUUCGAGAAACGACAUCGCAAUAUGUCUGUUCAUUUGUCGCCCUGUUUUAGGGACGUAGCACCGGGCGAUUCGGUGACAGUUGGCGAGUGUCGACCCCUCAGUAAGACUGUGCGCUUCAAUGUGUUGAAA